Molecule: messenger RNA, 3013 nt
Organism: Antechinus flavipes (yellow-footed antechinus)
Lineage: Eukaryota; Metazoa; Chordata; Mammalia; Dasyuromorphia; Dasyuridae
Gene: THOC3
Product: THO complex subunit 3
Exons: 6
Coding region: 189-1475 (428 amino acids)
Biological process (GO): mRNA export from nucleus
Cellular component (GO): THO complex part of transcription export complex
Molecular function (GO): protein binding
Source: RefSeq, a predicted model, not a curated record
UCCAAAAAGAUGGUUAAUAUUUAAUAGAGGUCAAAGGAGAGAGAACGCUGAAGGAUGGGAUUUGUAGUCUUUAAUCUUUUGCCGACUUUUCAGUGGCGAUUGGAUUUGUGAACGCGCUUGCGCCAUUUGGUUCCCGAAGCUUCCGGAAUGGCUCUUGCCCGACCGGUGGAUGGGCGGGAUGAGUGCGCAUGCGUAUUUUUUUGAGGCGGCGGUUCCUCGCUCCUUCCGAAGCGGUGGUUGGGCUAGAUGAAUGCGCUUGCGCGUCUUCCCCUGGAGGAACCAGCUUUGCUUCUCUCUCCCUCUGGCGGUUGAGCGGAGGGAGUGCGCUUGCGUGUCUCCGCCCCUGCCUCCACUGCGACGCGUGGGUGGCGGUUGGUUUCUGCUCUCCUGGGCGCGCGGCCCGGCUUUCUGUGCCCGGGAUGGCUAGCGCCUCAGCCCUCGCGGGGAGCUCUGCUUUGGGGUUGGGUGCUGUCGGGGGCCCCGGGCCUUGGGGCAGCUCGACCGGGGGCCCGUCCCGCUAUGUGGCCGGGAUGCAGGAGCUGUUUCGGAGCCACAGCAAGACACGCGAGUUCCCGGCGCACAGCGCCAAGGUGCACUCGGUGGCCUGGAGCUGUGACGGGCGCCGCUUGGCUUCGGGCUCCUUCGACAAGACGGCCAGCGUCUUCUUGCUCGAGAAGGACCGCCUGGUAAAAGAAAAUAACUAUCGAGGACAUGGGGACAGCGUGGAUCAGCUUUGUUGGCAUCCAAGUAAUCCAGACCUCUUUGUCACUGCAUCUGGGGACAAAACUAUUCGCAUCUGGGAUGUUAGAACUACAAAAUGCAUCGCUACUGUGAAUACUAAAGGAGAGAAUAUUAACAUUUGCUGGAGUCCUGAUGGGCAGACCAUUGCUGUGGGCAACAAAGAUGAUGUGGUAACUUUCAUUGAUGCUAAAACCCACCGUUCAAAAGCAGAGGAACAGUUUAAAUUUGAAGUAAAUGAAAUCUCCUGGAAUAAUGAUAACAAUAUGUUCUUCCUGACAAAUGGCAAUGGUUGUAUCAACAUUCUCAGCUAUCCUGAGUUGAAGCCUGUGCAAUCCAUCAAUGCCCAUCCUUCCAAUUGCAUCUGUAUCAAAUUUGACCCCACUGGGAAAUACUUUGCCACAGGAAGUGCUGAUGCAUUGGUUAGCCUUUGGGAUGUUGAUGAAUUAGUGUGUGUGAGAUGUUUUUCCAGAUUGGAUUGGCCAGUGAGAACCCUUAGCUUUAGCCAUGAUGGGAAGAUGCUUGCAUCAGCAUCUGAAGAUCACUUUAUUGACAUUGCUGAAGUAGAAACAGGUGAUAAGCUCUGGGAGGUGCAGUGUGAGUCCCCAACAUUCACGGUGGCUUGGCAUCCCAAAAGACCUUUGCUGGCAUUUGCUUGUGAUGACAAAGAUGGCAAAUAUGACAGCAGCCGGGAAGCAGGGACUGUGAAGUUAUUUGGACUUCCUAAUGACUCUUAAAAAGAGGCUGGAGAGUCCAGUCUGGAGAGGGGAGCACUGGUUCAGAAGAGAGGCUGGGAGAAAGGCCUGGGAAAGUCAGGCAUUGUUUUGUCUAGUUUGUUUGGUCUGUUUUUUCCCAGAGUACAUUCUCCCAUCACCAAAUAUCCCAAUAGAAGAAAAAGUUGUUACAUGUCCACCCAUUUGAAUAAGAUAGUACGACUUUUGGCAGUAUUUUUAUGGGACUGGGGGGGUGGCAGAGUUUCCAUUUAUAGUAAUCUGUUAAUGCAAAGAGCACUGAAUUUAAGAGAGCAAUGGAAAGAAGACUGGAUUUGAAAUUAGAGGCCUCUAUUUACAGCUUAGUUCUGCUAUUACUUAAAACUUUGCCUCUCUGGGCCUUAGUUUCUCAUUUUUAAAAUGAGGGAUUUGGAUGAUCUAAAUCCUAUUAUCUUUCUGUCUCAGGGGACUGUCCUAUAUUGUUCAGAAAUCCUAGGAAUUUCUGCAAUUGGAAUUUUGUUAAUUCCAAUUGCAAUAAUUAAUGGAAUUUUUGUUAAUUAAAUGGAAAAAUUGCAAUUUCCUCCCUUUUUUUAUUGCCUUGAAUUUUGAGAAGGUAUUGUAAAGCUAUACUUCAUAACCUUUGCUGACUCUAAAAGGUUGUUGGUUUUAGGAAGUGACAACCUCACUUCUUGAUUAAAUAUUGAAUGGCCCAUAUUAGUAAUUUUAUCUUGAAUAGAGAUGAAAAAGACUGGUGCCUUAGUACCAUAGUCCUGAAAAUAAUAGCUCACUCUUCUAGAAAGAGAGGGGCUUGGAUUAGAUGACUUCUGAAUUCCUGUGAUCCAUUUUUAAUAGCACUUGGUUUGCAAAAUAAUUUCCUCACAAUAACCCUAAGGGGAGGGCAGAGAGUUUUUUAUUCCCAUCUUAAGGUGAUGAAACUGGCAUAGAGAGGCUUAAAUAAUUUACCAAGGGGUCACAUGGCUAGUCAGGUAUUCCUGCCUGAGUGAUUGGUGUUAUAACAUAAUUUCAAUUUGCUACCUCAUUUGGGUAUCCCCAUAUGUGAUGUAUGUCUUGAUAACUCUCCUCUGCUCAUACUCAUUCUACUUGUGGGUCCAGGGUUGAUGAAGAGGAAUGUAACAUUUUGGGAAAAGUAUUUUUUAAGAAUGAUUUUGAUAUUUUAGCUUUUAAUAAAAGUUAAAUUUUGGGGCAUUCUUACAAUUUAGUAAGGUGGUACUGGACUUUUUUAUUUUCUUUAUCUGUGAGAGAUGUAUAAAAGUGAUUGUGGGUGACCUUGUUCUUUACCACUUUGAAUUCUGCUUUAAAUCCUUAACUUCUCUGGGAAGUUGAAGCUGAUUGGCGAUCAUUUUAAGCUGUCAUUUGCUACCUUACAAUAACAGUUUCCCAUUUCUUUGAUGAAAGUUUUUAAAAUACUGUGAAGGCUGCUGGGUCUAGAGAUUGCCAUCUUUAUUUUAUAGGGUGGGUCUAAUUCAACCCGGUCAGGAGGUAUCCAACUGAGUACCCUAGAAAUCUAUUUUUGGUCCUAUUAAAAAGAUUUUACAACACCUAGA